AUGGCUUCUCCAACAAUAUUAUUUGUGGUGGCGGCGAUAGUGGCAGCGGCGAUAGUGGCGGAGGCCCAGUCGCAGCCGUCGUGCGCUGCGAAGCUGGCAACAUGCGCGGAGUACCUGAACUCCACCACCACCCCGCCACCGUCCUGCUGCGACCCACUGAAAGAGGCGUUGACUAAAGAGCUACCUUGCAUUUGCGCUAUCUUUAACGACAAACAGCUGUUGAUUGGACUUGGAGUUGAUAUCUCUCAGGCCAUUAAUCUUCCCAAGCACUGCGGAAUGUCCACCAUAACCAAUGCUUGCAAACCUGCUGAUGAGGCUCCCACUCCACAUUCUUCUGCAUCCCUGCCACCUCCAGCAACAGCAGGGGGAAAGGAUGAUAAUGGUGCGGGCAAAAUCGCGUGGACCGGAGUUUCAAGCUUGCUCGUGAUUGCUACAUCUUUGAUGCUGUGGUAG
Molecule: messenger RNA, 453 nt
Organism: Ipomoea triloba (trilobed morning glory)
Lineage: Eukaryota; Viridiplantae; Streptophyta; Magnoliopsida; Solanales; Convolvulaceae
Product: lipid transfer-like protein VAS
Exons: 3
Coding region: 1-453 (150 amino acids)
Source: RefSeq, a predicted model, not a curated record